Ceratotherium simum simum (southern white rhinoceros) is the source of this 1317-nucleotide messenger RNA. It is a transcript of the gene ACMSD, whose product is annotated as aminocarboxymuconate semialdehyde decarboxylase. Gene Ontology annotation, cellular component: cytoplasm; cytosol. Lineage: Eukaryota; Metazoa; Chordata; Mammalia; Perissodactyla; Rhinocerotidae. Gene Ontology annotation, molecular function: carboxy-lyase activity; hydrolase activity. The record is from RefSeq and is a predicted model, not a curated record. Gene Ontology annotation, biological process: secondary metabolic process.
AGCAGGCAUACUGAUCGGUGCCUACGGUAGCUGUAGAGGGACUAAGUUUAUCAAUCAACUCCAUGGUUUUCCUGGAGAUCUCUUGAUAUCAAAACUUUUUUCCUCACACACUUCUCUGAUCCUGUGGAGAUGAAAAUUGACAUCCAUAGUCAUAUUCUACCCAAAGAAUGGCCAGAUCUAGAAAAGAGAUUUGGCUACGGAGGCUGGGUGCAGCUCCAACACCACAGCACGGGAGAAGCAAAGAUGCUGAAAGAUGGAAAAGUCUUCAGAGUGGUCCAAGAGAACUGCUGGGAUCCAGAAGUCCGUAUUAGAGAAAUGGACCAAACAGGAGUGACCUUGCAAGCCCUUUCCACGGUUCCCGUCAUGUUUAGCUACUGGGCCAAACCUCAGGACACUUUAGACCUGUGCCAGCUUCUAAACAACGACCUAGCUGCCACUGUCGCGAGCCACCCCAGGAGGUUUGUGGGUCUGGGGACAUUGCCCAUGCAGGCCCCGGAGCUGGCCAUCAAGGAGAUGGAGCGCUGUGUGAAGGAGCUGGGCUUUCCAGGGGUCCAGAUCGGCUCCCACGUCAACCAGUGGGACCUGAACGCGCAGGAACUCUUCCCUGUCUACGCAGCAGCUGAAAAGCUAAACUGUUCCCUAUUCGUGCACCCCUGGGACAUGCAGAUGGAUGGACGGAUGGCCAAAUACUGGUUCCCUUGGCUCCUAGGAAUGCCAGCAGAGACCACUACUGCCAUUUGCUCCAUGAUCAUGGGUGGAGUGUUUGAGAAGUUUCCUAAACUGAAAGUAUGUUUUGCACAUGGAGGUGGUUCCUUCCCCUUCACGGUGGGAAGAAUUUCCCAUGGAUUCAGCAUGCGCCCAGAUCUGUGUGCCCAGGACAAUCCAACCAACCCAAAGAAAUACCUUGGUUCCUUUUACACAGACUCCUUGGUUCAUGAUCCUCUGGCCCUCAAGCUAUUAACAGAUGUCAUAGGAAAGGAUAAAGUCAUUUUGGGAACCGAUUACCCGUUUCCACUAGGUGAGCUGGAACCUGGGAAAUUGAUAGAGUCCAUAGAAGAAUUUGAUGCAGAAACAAAGGAUAAACUCAAAGCUGGCAAUGCUCUAGCAUUUUUGGGUCUUGAGAGAAAACAAUUUGAAUGACUGAAUUUACUCCAAAGGCAAACUUUCCAGAAGAUAUUUUAUUUUUGUUUUUAAAUAUGUAUCACACAUGCUUUACUAAAAUCCUGUUUUGAACUAUUUUAUCCAGAAAUAGAAUAUCCCCAAAUAUCCUAAAUUAUUCAUAACAAAAAUAACUCACAUGUGUUUUUAUUCUGAAAA